AAAAAAGUUAACCUAGACCAAAUAAAUUAAAAAACUAACUAGUACGAGAAAGUCUGUUUGCAUUUAUUUAUUUUUUUUUCAACUCUGUUAAUAACACAGGUUGGUUAUAAUAGUUCAAAAAAAUUUUGAACAAAUGUAACUUUAAAAAGUUUGGAAGUUUUAAUGAAAAUUUGACCAAUGACAUGUCAAUUGGGAAAUUUCCAAUUUUGUGAAGACCUGUAUAUGGUUACAGACACUAGUGCAGGAAGACAUACUGAGAAAGAAAAAAAUUGUGGUAUAAAAGACCCACAAAAUGUGUAUUUUGACAAACAUGCAAGAAAAUAUAUUAUAGAGGUUGGGGGAAACAAAUUUUGACCAAAAAAUUCACAGUGUUAAUAAACAAUGACUGUAACUCAAAUACAUGUUUGUUUGUUUGUGUGCAUUUGUUAUUAUUAACAUAAAAGUUAUUUCAGAUUUGAAAACUAUUUUUAGUAGUCAUUUACACACUUUCAAACAUUAUUUAAUAAAACCUUAAAUAUAGGUAAUUCAAACAGCAAUACUUUACACUUAAUAUGCAUUUCAACCUUCACAAAACAUUAAAAAUACAACAAUUUUUAGAAAAUUAUUUUUAUCCUUUAGACUGAUGAUGGUUGAAUUAACCUGACACUUUGGAAACUUUAUAUAGCCUUAGGCAAAACCAAUGAGGGCAAUGGCAGUUGUUUUUAUUGACCCUGAAAAUAAUGAAAACACAAUACAUAAAAAUUGUUCAAAAAAGACAUGUUUUGCAGUAUUUUCAGAAUUUUUUUUUAUUUCUUUCAAUACAUGGCAACUAUAUAUUAAACAUAUAAUUUCAAUAUGCUUUUCACAUUAUGCGAUUUGUGAAUUGACAACAUAUUUAAUUAAAAAAUUUAAAACUUUUAAAUUAAAUUCAAGUCAAAGGUAACAAGAAAAAAAAUUGCACAGAAUACAUUUAAAACAUGUAAUGACAUUCCAACAAAUUCCACAUAAUGGCAAGAUAUCUUUCUGGCAAACUUAAGACUACAUUUGUGACUAGCCUGAAGAUAGAUUUUUCUAAAUUUUAGAAUCUUUAAUACAAAGUAGUACACUCAAUAGAUUACGUGUGCAUUAUUGGGAAAGAACAUUCUUACACAGAAAGUAUGUAAAGAAAAACUAUCAUCCUGAUCAACCAACUGCAUCUUGAUAAAUUUUUUUAUUCAAUUUUCAAAUUCAUUGAGCAAUUGCUUUGAUAGCCCCUUACUUCACUUCUGGCCAUAACUGUAGCUUACUAUCUGUACACAUUUUGUAGUAUUUCCUGCUACUUGCAGGAGUAGGACAGGAAAUUAUUUCGUCAAGAAUACUGAAAAAUCAAACCUGUAUUUCAAUUGUCAAAGCAAAUACAUUUUCCAUUACAGAGGUGUAAAAAUUAAUAUUUUUAAAUGUUGUAAACUAUGCUCAUAGGCACCUUCAUUCAUAAUUAGAUUACUUGUGAUAAAAGAGAGAGGUAGGCAUUCUGGAGUUCAAGAAGCACAUUAUACUUCUCCCCCACAUGUCAUAAGCAAUUUUUAUUGUUUUCUGACGAUUGAUAAAAUAAAAAAUAAAAUUAAUAGUCAUAUCUUCUAGGGUAUUACAUCAAUACAAACUGAACUUCGAUAUUUUAACAGGCUCUUUCCUUAAAAAAGAUCAACACUUGUUACGAUUCAAUAAACUUAAUAAUCACUUUAUUUCCCAAUCACAGUGAUGAUUAUAUCUUGCUAUCUACAAAUCACAGUUGUAGGCAUAUAAAGCAUAUAAAAAUAAAGCACAAUUAUUAUCCUCUCCAAUUGUAUAUAUUUAUGCUCACUUCAUGAAAUUAUGUAUCUUGAGAUUACAUAGUAAAAAGCUCUGUUAAUGGCUUCAAAACUCUUUUAAUCACAAUCAACAAUACAAAAAUAUUCACCCCAAUGUAGCAGUACCUAAUGCAAAAUAUCUUUAAGACAUUCUACUCGAAGAGAUAUUGUCUGUGGUUAUUUGGUGAAAAAAGUAUGCACAUAACAAACAUUAAAUAUCAAUCUACAAAUAUUUGCAUCAAAGCUAUGAAGCAUUUAUACAAGCAGCAAAACAACAGGGAAACCAAUACAAUUUUUCCUGGGGAUCUUGUGAGUCAAGCCAAGCUAGUCCUUCUUUCACCAUAUGAUUUAAAGCUUUUUCAGCUCUUCCUGUCUCCCAUUUAAGUUCUCGUUCCAACAUAGAAACAGAAACAUGAGCUUUACCACUAUUUGCUGCCUGUGUUAAAACUGCUGUAUGAUCCAUAGUAAGUUCUCCUGGUAUAGACUGCACCACAUACUGCCCUUUUCCUAUUGGAUAAACUGAAAAACCAUUCCCAAAUAUUCUCAAUUUCCGAGAAGCAUUGAGAAGAUCAUCAUUGGUAAUAUCCUGGUGCUGUUUACUUUUACCUCUGGCUUGUAUCAGCCGUUGUCUUAAUUCAUCCAAACUUAUUAAACCACCAUUCUUAUAACUAGUAGCUAGGCAUACUUCCACUAUUUGCACGCUCAAUUCAUAGUAAAAGUCGCCAAUUCCUAGAACAGACCAAAAUCCUUUUCCUGAUGCAAGAGGAUCCACGCCAAUUGAAGCACACAUUUCCUGAAACUGUCUACGAAACUGGGCAUUUUUUUUUAUCUCCUUCUUAUGUUUUGUGGCAAAUUCUUCUAGAUUUGUUCUGAACACUUCCAGCUGUUUAGCCAUUUGCUCGAAUUGAUUUUCCUGAAGCUCAGUACCCUUGUCACGAUACUUUUCUUGUUCAAGUUUUUGUUUUUGAAUCGCACCAAUUCCUGCACGACGUCGCAUUUUAUCCAAGUAAUAUAGGCACGUGAAUAAACUCCAAUUACAAAUUCUCAACACUAAGAGUUACAGAAACAAUUAAUACAGUAACACUCAGGACAAUAGAGAAACUAGGGGUCCCAAUACGAAUCACCAUUCCACAAUUUCCAUCAGCUGAAAUAUAAACAAAACACUAUUGAUGUCUGGUUGUCAUUUCUCCUGACUGCUCCUGACUCCCAGGGUAUCCAACGUUCGUACAUGUAAUUUUAGUGAUAAUUAAAAAGUAAACAUUAAUUUUUCAUUUUUUACGAAUGUUUCAUUGAUGACUUCUUGCAAUAUGAUUGUGAAUCUGCCUAAGAAGUAAAUUAAGAAAACCUGAAAAAUUGCGACAUGCUAUAAUUUCCUGAGUAAAUGAAAUCCUUCAAAGAAGAGGAUUAGGUUAUGUCAACAACACUGCGAUAUUGCUAAAAAAUAAUCUCCGAAAUACAGACUAAAACUUUGAACUGUCAACUUGAACGCUGUAUACUGUGUUGCAUUGUAAAUUUUUUUCAAUGGUAGGAUAGUUCUUGCAUCAUGGAUAAUGCAGGAAAUCCUCUUGUGUACAUGGAUAUUCAAAUAGGAGAUGAAAGAGUUGGAAGAAUAAUUAUAGAACUCUACAAAAAUGUGGCUCCUAAGACUGCUGAAAAUUUUCGAGCAUUAUGUACUGGAGAAAAAGGAGUGGGACAGCAUGGGAAACCACUCCAUUACAAAGGUUGUUUUUUCCACCGAAUUUUACCCAGUUGCAUGAUCCAGGGAGGUGACAUUAUAAACUACGAUGGAAGCAGUGGUGAAAGUAUUUAUGGUGGUUGUUUUGAUGAUGAAAAUUUUGAAAUUUUGCAUUUCGAAACAGGAAUUGUAAGCAUGGCAAAUGCCGGGCCAAAUACCAACAGUUCCCAGUUUGUCAUUACUUUAAACCAUUGCCCACAGUUAAACAAUGUUAAUGUGGCCUUUGGUAAAGUUAUCAAAGGAUAUGGAGUUGUUAAUGAACUAGGGAGCACUGAAAUGGAAAAUGAUAUACCCCUUAAGGCAUGUUUUAUUGCUGAUUGUGGUGAAAUUUUGCCUGGAAAAAGCCUUGGUUUGGAGGAGAAUGAUGGUACAGAUGAUACUGUGCCUCCUUUUCCAGAAGACUGGGACAUUGAUGUAAAUACUGUUCAGUGUGAUUACUUAGAAGAUAUUAUAACAAAAAUAAAAAAUGCAGGAAAUUAUUUCUACGAUUCAUUAAAGUACACUGAUGCAGACCAUAAAUACAGGAAAGCAUUACGCUACAUAUCACAUAUUUUUACUGCAUUUCUGAGUAGGGUUCGGAACCUUGGAGACCAAGAAAAACUUAAUAAAAUGUUGAUGACUCAUCAGACAGAACUACAGUGUUUAUUGAACCUUGCUGCUGUGAAACUUCAAACAGAUGUCUACCGCGAUGCUGUAAAUUACUGUAAUAUGGCAUUGGCAAUUGAUGGCAAAAAUGCUAAAGCUCUGUACCGGAGGGCCCAAGCAAAACGAGCCCUAGGGGAUUAUGAUGCAGCCUUGGAUGAUCUUCGGACAGCUCUUCAAAUUGCACCAAGUAAUAAAUCAAUAGUUAGUGAAAUGAAUUUAGUCAAGCAGUUCAUUCAGCGGUACCAUGCCAAAGAGAAGAAAGUGUUUGAAAAGAUGUUUAAAUAAUUUAGUUGAAGACUGACAAGUAGGCCAAAGUUUUUUUUUGUUUUUUGUUUUGGUGUAAAUUGUUUGAGAAGAAACAACAAACAAAACAGUAUUUUAAAACAAAUUUUACAAUUUUGUAUAUGAUAUAUAUAUGUGUGUUGUUCCUAUCAACAUAACUGUGCUUUCAUGCCUUGAACUUUUUGAAAUAAGACUGAAGGAAGAAAAAGACUUACGCUAAGAAGUGUAUUGGUUGAAAGCAUAUUUGUAAAUAUGAUAUUGUAAUUUUGCCCAUGAAUGAAUGAAAGAUAGAUACUUUAAGUAAAAAUGUACAUUUUGCUUAAUAUUUGGUAAACAGUCCAGAAAUAUGUAGGUGCAAUGCGUUUUUUUUGCAUUUAUACUCUACUAUUAUGUUAUGAUUAUGGCUAACAUGUGAAUGACAGAUCUCCUUGGAACGGAAUUGUAGCUUUAUCCUCAUUAAUAAUAACCUGUAUCAUAAUUCCUUUAAAUUAGAGGUUUUUCAAAAUGUUUGAUAAACUAUCGUCUUUGUUGUGCUGUAUAAUAUUGGGGGGGGGAUUGAUCAAAAUAAUUGAUAGCAGUCAUCAUGGCAAAUCAUCAUUGCAAAGGACAGUGGAUAAAUUUUGAGCAUACAUCAGUGUGGUUCAGAGACUGAAACCUUUUGGUGAGACAAUAAAGGACUCUAAAUUACUGAUUAAUACUGAACAGUUUGACUACAGAUUAAUUAUGAUGAUUACCAAAUUUGUGGUGGAAUUAGUGUGCAUACUACUGUAACUGAUAAUGUUAGUCAGAAUGACUUUUGGCUCAUAGUGGUAGAUUUUCUAAAAGAACUUUCCAUGCCAAAAUUAAGUGUGCAAUCAAACAUUUUCUACCUUUUAUUUCCAUGUCAGGAUUUUCAAAAUAAAAAAUUAAUAUUGUCUCUAUUUUUUCAUUUCUUCCACAUUUUAUUUAUCAGAAUUAUCAACAUCAAGGCCACUUUCUUAGAAGAUAACAGACUCAAUCUCUAAGAGGGUGGACAAUAUUAUUUUUGAAUGUGAUUGGGCAACCAAGCAUGACGCUCCUUUUAGGUUAUAGAUCUGUUUUUGACCCCAGUGAUUCAAAUUUUCUUGUUUAGGAUAUAACACUUGGCCAAAGUUCAUUGAAAUUACUUUUUUUUCAUGAUAGAUGCUCUUGAUCAUUAUAACAUGAAUGGGUUUUGAGUGAAGAAUGCUCACCGAUUUGACUGCAGUGACUCACUGAUGUGACUGCAACCUAGACGUGAACAAUAUACCCAUCACACAAUUCCAUUUUGUUCCGUUGACUUGUUGAAACUAAUAAAAAAGAAAAUUAUAAAAAUUCAACAGAAAGUUGUGUGAUAAAUUACAUUGAUCUUGACCUAGCCUCACGAUUCUCCACAAAUAAGUAUGAUAAAUGCAACUGAACAAUGUCAUAGAUAAAAUCAUUCCAUUAUUGAGUCUGCAAGUUAGCUUUAUGAAAUUGUGUUGUACAUGAAUUGAGCAACAAAAACAAAUGAAAGACUUUAUCAUAAUUAACUUAUUUAUGAUCACAAAAAGGUACAUUAUCUCAAAACAAUUCAAAUACACAUUAGGAUUCUUCUAAGACUUUUCUUAAGAUUAUGAAUUAAACAGUGUUGGAUUGUAAUACCUGAAGUAGAAUUUUUGUGUUAUAGAGGUAAGAAAUGUAUUUUGGGAAUUUUUAAUAAGAGGUUUGAUUGAAAGUAUUUUCAAAAGUUUAUUUAGUUAUGAAUGUGAAUAUGGAACACAUUUACAUGUAACUAAAAAUGUCUUUGAUCAACAAUGCUUUUAACCUCGACUUACAGAGAUAUUGGAAGUUAAGGGGUCCCUCAAAAGUAAUUUCUUGUAUUUGAAAGUAGACUUCCUUCCUUCCAGAAGUACAAGGCAUUUUAAGUACUAUACAAAAAUGGGGAGAAACAACAUAACAUGAUACUUUUUGUAUUUUAAUUGAGGGAUCACAUUAAAUCUGUGCAAUAUAGCAAAAAAUAAUGUUCAUAUUUGAAUUCAGCAUGAAAAAUUCUAAUUGAGUCCAGUGCAUUUUCCCCAUAGAUUAAAACAAAAGAUUAAUUUUGUUGACAUUAAUUUUAAAGUGGGGAAAAAUAAGAUUUGUAGUGAAUAGAAUUGGCACUUGUACUGAAUAAUAUUUUUGGAAUAAGUUUGAAUUUCUUUUUGUAAAAGUAGAACUUAGCAUCUUAUGUAUGUAGUAUUUAAUUCUUAUGGCAAUACUUAUGCAUUUUAACUGCAUAUUUCAGUUUUAUUUAGUGUACAUGAAAAUGCUGCUAUUUGUUCUGACUCCUUGUGCUGUAUAAAUAAAUAAUCAAACUGUUGUAAUAGUUUUGAUAUCAAUAUACAUAAACAAAAUGUUCAAGCCAAGGAAUACGUAAUUUAAAACCAAAGUAAUUUUCUGUUCCUCUGUUUUGUUGUUCCUAUAAAUGUUCAUCUUUGUAACUUAAAUUUCAGGAUGGCUAUUAGUGCAUUUCAAGUGGUUCUAAACGGUGAGUGGCAAACUGCAACUGCCUUUCUUGGCAAUACUAAAAAGUGUUACUGAUGUCUAUAUGGCAAGAAUAUGACAAAGGUAGCAUUGUAUUAUAAAUUGAGUGCUCAAAUACAUUUUUUUGGAAGAAUAACAUAGGCCUGUUUUGAUGCCUAAAUGUAUUUUCGUGUUUCUGAAUUCAAAUGUAUAUUUUGUAUUGGCCAUGCUGGUUUUUUCUAUAUGGGUUGAAAUUUAAGAUUUUGUAGAAAUUUCUUAUUUUUUACCACGAUUUUAAUUUUCUAUCUGACCUGAUACACUGUAGAGCAAAAUGAUAUUUCAAUUCCAAAC
Molecule: messenger RNA, 7299 nt
Organism: Gryllus bimaculatus (two-spotted cricket)
Lineage: Eukaryota; Metazoa; Arthropoda; Insecta; Orthoptera; Gryllidae
Source: the annotation of a GenBank genome assembly